This is a messenger RNA of Lotus japonicus, 2240 nucleotides long. RefSeq lists its product as uncharacterized. Gene Ontology annotation, cellular component: plasma membrane. Lineage: Eukaryota; Viridiplantae; Streptophyta; Magnoliopsida; Fabales; Fabaceae. The record is from RefSeq and is a predicted model, not a curated record. The coding region runs from base 299 to 1933 and encodes 544 amino acids. The transcript is spliced from 20 exons.
AUUUCAUUCACCAUUUAGUACCAAUUUUGCCUCAUUCAUUCAUUUCACUUAUUUUCUUUCUCUGAAAAAGUCUUAGAUUUUUCUAAAUUUCCCGAUUUCUUGACGUGUCUCACAUUUCCAUUCCCAUUCAAGUUCUGAAUCUGCCCCCAUAUAACAUCUGGGUUUUCUCUCUCGCUCUCCAUGUUUUCCUCACAAUCUCAUUUUUUGAGGUCCAACACAGACUAAGGUCGUUGGUUGGUUGCCAACGUUGUUGCACUUGCUGUCGGUUUUUUGAAGAGGACCUUGUGUUGGCCAUUCUAUGUCUUCUGUUAAAAGCUUUUCGCAGGGGCUUAAAAAUGAUGAGAUUCAGGGUCAACGCUCUGAAAUUCUAGGCAGGCACAAUUUUGAAACACAGCUGGCUCAAAGCAAUUUCAAAAGCAAUGAUGCUCUCAAUCACAUGCAAGACCAAGACACUAUGGAACUUUACUCACAAGCGAGGGGGCAAGAAGAAGAGAUCCUCUCCCUUCACGAACAGAUUGCUAUUGCCUGUAUGAAGGAAAUGCAACUUUUGAACGAGAAAUGCAAACUAGAGAGGCAAUUUUCUGAACUAAGAAUGGCAGUUGAUGACAAGCAAAAUGAAGCCAUCACGUCUGCGUCUAAUGAGUUGGCUCAAAGGAAAGGAUAUCUUGAAGAAAAUUUAAAACUUGCUCAUGAUUUGAAAGUUGCAGAGGAUGAGAGAUAUAUCUUUAUGUCAUCUAUGCUGGGACUGCUGGCAGAAUAUGGUCUAUGGCCUCGUGUUAUGAAUGCAUCUUCAAUAUCCAACUAUGUGAAGCAUUUACACGAUCAGUUACAAUGGAGGAUUCGAAACUCACAUGAUAGAAUUGGAGAGUUGACUGCUGUUCUAGAAACUCAUGCUGAUAAUGGUAAUCCUGUUGUUGAAAGUCCAGGUUCUGGAAAUUUGACAAGUCACAUUCAUAAUGAAUUCAUGUUCCAGCAUAACUAUCCCCAGCAAAAUCUUACUGGGAAUGAACAAAUUCCUCAACCAAUGAGCAAUAUCACAGGGUAUAUGAACCCAGUUCUUAAUGGUGGGUAUAUGAAUCCAAUUAUUGAUAGUGACAUAAACAGGACAUUCCAAAGGCUCAAUCAGGAGAUUUCUAAGGCUGAUAGGGAAGUAUCUUCUUCUUUCCAUCAUGAUUCAAUUGAUAAAAUUGGAGCGCAUGAGAGAACUAGAGAGAGAAAUUUUGUAAAUGGCAAGUUGUAUCAACCUCCACCUGAGCAUGAUGAGACUGCUUCCUCUGUUUCUGAAGAUGGCCCUGGAAUUGAGAAUUUUCAAAUUUGUGGUGAGGCUAUUCCUGGAGAAAAACUUCUUGGAUGUGGUUAUCCAGUCCGUGGAACUUCUCUUUGUAUGUUUCAGUGGGUUCGGCAUCUUCAGGAUGGCACUAGGCAGUAUAUUGAAGGAGCCACAAAUCCAGAGUAUGUAGUUACAGCCGAUGAUGUUGAUAAGUUGAUAGCAGUUGAGUGUAUUCCAAUGGAUGACAAAGGCCAUCAGGGGGAGCUAGUGAGGCUUUUUGCUAAUGAUCAGAACAAAAUAAAAUGUGACCCAGAAAUGCAACUUGAGAUUGACACAAAUCUGGCUAAAGGAGAAGCAACGUUCAGUGUUCUACUUCUGAUGGAUUCUUCUGAAAAUUGGGAACAAGCAACUCUAUUCUUAAGACGAUCAGGAUACCAAAUUAAAAUAAGUGGUACUGAAGGUCCAGUAGUUGCUGAGAAAUUCUCAAAGGACUUAUCGAUUAAAGUUCCGUGUGGUCUCUCAACGCAAUUUGUGCUAACAUGCUCGAAUGGAUCUUCUCAUCCUCUAAGCACAUAUAGUGUCAGAAUGCGAGACACGCUUGUGUUAACCAUGCGAAUCUUCCAGAGUAAGGCAUUGGAUGACAAAAGGAAAGGGAGGGCAUGACCUCAGGUUACCAUGUCCAAGCCUGCUCUUCACGCAUGGUACAAAAUAAAAGAAAAAUACAAAACAGAGAAAAUUUUACAGUCGCAUUUAUUUUGUAUUUUGGUUAUAUUUGGGAUAACUCUAGUUUACUGUCUUGUAAAAAACAGAAGUAGCAUAUAGAAAGGUAAGAAAAUGUAGCAUUUGAAGAAAGCACUAACAAUGUGCAACAUUUUUUCCAACAAAAAAUUACAAUGUAACAUUGUAUCUCAGUGAAAGUGUGAGAAAAUUGCUUUAGUUAAAUCAGAACUCCAUAUUCAGCCUAGCUUAA